This is a messenger RNA of Ilex paraguariensis (yerba mate), 1462 nucleotides long. Lineage: Eukaryota; Viridiplantae; Streptophyta; Magnoliopsida; Aquifoliales; Aquifoliaceae. The record is from the annotation of a GenBank genome assembly.
AUGUCGUAUGCGCAGAUUGAUCUUCGGGAUAAGCCUGCACUAGAGCAACUUUUUGCUUCAACAAAGUUCAAUGCUGUCAUCCAUUUUGCUGGAUUGAAAGCAGUUGGUGAAAGUGUGGAGAAACCCUUUAUGUAUUAUAACAAUAACAUCAUUGGUACCAUUACAUUGUUGGAAGUCAUGGCUGCCCAUGGAUGUAAAAGGCUCGUUUUUUCAUCAUCGGCUACUGUUUAUGGUUGGCCAAACGAGGUUCCAUGCACAGAGGAGUUUCCCCUAUCUGCUGCAAAUCCAUAUGGGCGAACCAAGCUUUUUAUUGAAGAGAUAUGUCGUGAUAUCUAUCGUUCAGACUCCGAGUGGAAAAUCAUAUUGCUGCGGUACUUCAAUCCAGUGGGUGCACAUCCAAGUGGCUAUAUAGGAGAGGAUCCUCGUGGUAUCCCAAACAAUCUCAUGCCCUUUGUGCAGCAAGUUGCCGUUGGAAGGCGGCCUUCAUUGAAUGUUUUUGGGACUGACUACUCAACAAAGGAUGGUACAGGGGUGCGUAAUUACAUCCAUGUCGUGGAUUUAGCAGAUGGGCAUAUUGCUGCAUUGAACAAGCUAUCUAAUCCUUCUAUAGGCUGUGAAGUAUACAACUUGGGAACUGGGAAAGGAACAUCAGUUUUGGAAAUGGUAGCAGCUUUGGAGAAGGCAUCUGGAAAGAAAAUUCCCCUUGUGAUGGCUGGUCGGCGACCUGGUGAUUCUGAGAUUGUAUAUGCAUCAACAGAAAAAGCAGAACGUGAAUUGAACUGGAGAGCAAGCUACGGGAUUGAGGAGAUGUGCCGAGAUCAGUGGAACUGGGCCAGCAAGAACCCUUAUGGCUAUGGAUCUCCAGACUCUACUGCUUGACUCAUAGCUCUGUGAUUGUCUACUCUCCAAAUUGCAUUACUGUUGUGGUCGUGUAUGAUUCUGCAGUUCUUAUACCGUCUGCCUGUGCACCACCAGUCCUGGGGAAGGAUUUGAAUUUGGGGUUGCAGAAGUAGUAACAGGGUUAUAAAAUUGUUUAAAACGGAACUAAACAGUAAAAAUGCACUUUAGUCGCAACUUCUUAUUUAUGUGGCUAGUGUCUCAGUGAAUCAAAGCAUAUAUCAGUGGAAACUUUCUCAUAGUUAAUGAUGCUUGUGUUUUGGUUGUGCUGUGCCCUUACUUUGAUUAGAUGAGAAUGAUGGUAUGCUCUGCCAUUCUUGGCACCAGAAGGUGGUUCAUGGUUAAGGCUUCGUUAUGGACCUGCAGCGAUGAUGUCCCGAACCUUGCACAAUAGCUGUGGCACCAACUGGCCGUGGAGCGGCCGCCAGGAUAUGAGCCAGGUUGCGAUUUGUAAUUUGAUAUUUAGCAGUCAUGAAGCUUAUAUGAAUUUGAUAUUUUAAUUUUAAUAUAAAAUUUGCUGGAUGUAAAUAUUGUUGACAAAUGAUGUGAUUGUACCUGCAUGGCU